AUUCGUUCGGUCCUGGGGAGUGUCGGGAGUGUCUGAAGGCCUGUAUCAGUGACUGUUGAUCGUACUUUUCUAUCGUUUUUAUCAAUAAUAAUUAUGGAUCCCGCGGUCUUCCCGGAGGAAAUUUGGAUUAAGAUUUUAUUAUACUGCGAUGUACCUGACAUUAUUGCGUUUGGCAGCACUUGCAAAUACUUAAGGAAAACAUCGGACACCGAUUAUCUGUGGAAGAUGAAAUGGCUGCAGCUGAUUUCUAAGGUACAUUUUAAAUUCCCAGAUAUAAAAUGUCUACAGUUACUUAGUGUUAGUUUCAAAGCCAUGUGCUAUAGAUUGCACAUGGUGAUAACACUGGGAGAAAAUGCACCUUUUCCAAAAUGUUACCACUGCAGUGGCUAUACAUGUCAAAGGAACUGUGUAGAAGGUUCCAGUGCUAAGGUGGUGAUUGAGAUUGGAAAUAAAUAUACAUGGGUUAUUACACCAUUUUUUGGAUUGAGAAGACACUUUUCAAUGUUUGGUAUUCCAAGAUACAAUAAUAAAACUCAUGUGGAACAAACGCAGACGCAAAAUAUUCCUAGCAGUAGCACACGCUCAAAACCUGAAACAAAGUCUCUAGCGAAGAGAUUGAAAUUAUUGAAAUUGUCGGAAUUGGCAACUGCCAAGAUUCCACGGCCAAGUGGCCCGUUUUGCGUUUUCUGCAACCCUGUAAAAUUGUACAGAGAGAAACGAAGAUUAGUCACACAUCAGAACGAUCCAUUGUGUUAUACCAGACCAAAUCCGAUUUAUCAGAAACUCAUAAAUGGUUAUUGUACUGACACAGUUGAAGUUCUCGGAAUUCCGAACGUGGAUAUUGUGAGUCCGGCGGAGGCAUUAUUGUGCGAAGGCACAUUCCCAGUUCUUAAAACCUUCAUUGAUCACUUGUUCCACCAAAUGAGUUUAACUACGACAUUAAGAAAGCCGAAUACGGUACUCAUGUUUUGCGAACCAUUGGCUAUGCAUCCAACGUUGAGGAAACAAUUAUUACAUUACUUGUUCCAAGAGGUUAAAGUAGCGAGAGUAUGCCUGGUACCUAAACCUUUAGCAGCAUGUGCCAUGCUGGAUGUCGAAACUUGCGUAGUAGUCGACAGCGGUGCUCUAAGCACAACGGUAGCUGUCGUAAUUGGAGGUCGGGUUAUACCACAGCGCUGGAGGCUGCUGCCUGUAGGUGGUUGGCACGUUGCUUAUCAUUUGAAGCAAGCUUUGCACUGGCAGCCAAAGGAGUACCAUCAAAUUCCUAUAUCCUAUCUAGAUAUUCUGGCUGUUAAAGAAAGAUGCAGGCUGAGUUAUAACAUUAAGAACGAGGAGAAACGUUUGGGACCGAAGGCGAGAGAACACAUUAAUCUUCGAGUUGAUAGCUAUGCAGAUUAUAAGCAAUUUUGGAGAGUAUCCUUAGGAUCUGAAUUGUAUAUAGCUCCUGAAAUGAUGUAUAUCAGUCUUGGCCUGCCUCAAGUUAUAAAAGAUGUGACUUCGGGACUAUCGGAGGAUGAAAUGCACGAUUGUCUUUCGCAUAUUCUACUUACUGGUGGGAACACAGAUCUUUCGGGUUUCGAAUUGAGACUUACUAAAGACCUAGUUGAACUAUUGCCAGAGUAUAGCAAUAUUUUAGAAGUGAGAAGUUGUCCUGGUACACACAGUUGGAAUGUCGCAAUGGGAUCUACAUAUGUGCCUUUAGCUGUGCAUCCGGAUAAAACUCCUCCGGAAUAUAUUGAAGGUAAUCCAUUUUGGUUGUCACGAGAGGAAUAUGUAUUAUUUGGAUGUGAAUCUCUAGAACACAGUAAUGAAGAUAUAAUAGGUGAUACUUUAUAAUAUUAACGCCUCACUUACAUAUAGCCAUAAGAUACGCGCGAUUACAUAAUGCAUAAUAUCGAGAAAGUAAAUGUUACCAUCAUUAAGUAUAUAUUUUCUCUUAUAUAUAUAUUGUCUAUAAAUUGAAGAAAUUAUUUAAAUAGUUGAAGGGGCCUGAAACAUUCCAAAGUAUAACUAGCAUGUUCACUAUUUAAGGGCACCUGAAUGUGUUUCUCAAAUUUUGCUAUUUAAAAUUUGUUUACUAUGCUAAUAUAGUACACAUGUAAGAUAUAUACUAGAUGUUCUAUUUUUCAAUCUAUGCCGAAUGAAAUGUUCGAAACGAGACAAGAUACGAAAGACUUUACGUUAAUUUAAGUUAUUUAUUUUAUAUCAAAUAUUAUAUCUCAUAAAAGUAGUAAUUUUUUUUAGAUGUGUUAAACGUAGAUAUUUUAACUUUAUUUGGAUAUUAAUAAAAAGAUUUAUGUAUGUAUAUAUACAGUUGUUCUAUAACUAAAAUAUUCUAAUAGUAUAUUCUGAGAUUUAAUUAGAAUUAAAAAUUCUAAUACAGAAACUAAGUAUAGUACUAAAGCAUAAUACAAAACAUAGCAUAAUCAGUUUACUCAGGCUCAUGAUUAUGCAUACCUAUCAUUCAUUUGUUGUUGAUUUUUACACAGCUCAAUUGAUAUAUAUAUAUAUUUUUUUAAAUAAUAUAUGUAAUAGAAGAGAGAGACACUAUAUGCAAUUCUACGAUUUGUUACUUAUAUUUUGUACAAGAACUAGACUUUUUGCAUAGAUAAAAGGAACAUCUUGUAUAUAUGCUCUAAAACUGCCCCCAUUAACUUUGAAACUUAUGGCAUUUAAAUUUUCACAUACACUCUAUAUAUCUAUUAUUAGGAAUAUUAAUAGUAAUUGAAGAAACUAUGAAGCUUUAUAUAAAGCUAAUUGAUAGUUGCAGAGUAGUUUCGUACAUUCGUUACUAGCUCUAUCAGGACUAUAUUAGCACUUGAUGCUAUUCAAGCCAGUGCAAUGUUACAUGUUGAUGGCAUGAAUAUUUUAAAGCUGCAAUAUGAAAUUUUAGUGCCAUCUAAGCAAGUUUAAAUCAUAAAGCUAUUAUUUUUUAUGUACAUAGCAUUUAGUGAAUUGUUUUGUAAAUAUAGAAUAAUGAAGCCGCUUGAAUUAAAACAGAUCAUUAUAUCGAUAACGUCAAACAAGUAAUAUAUAUAAUGCUGAAUAUAGUAUUUCCAAAAAUUGUUCACCAUUUCGUACAUUUAUAUCACAGAAAUCUUGCCAAAAGAAGUAUGUGAAUGUUAAAGAGAGAAAGCGACAGAGUAGACACACAUUUCUAGUCACUUUAGACAUAAGUAGGUUUAAAUAUAGGUUCAUAAAAACGGGAGAUUUCUUUCUCCCUCUCACCCUCUUUCUCUCUCUUCCAAGAUAAGGUAAAUAAUAAUCGCAUUAGUAACUUCUAAUAAAUAAAAAAAAAAA
This is a messenger RNA of Odontomachus brunneus, 3300 nucleotides long. RefSeq lists its product as uncharacterized. Gene Ontology annotation, molecular function: protein binding. The record is from RefSeq and is a predicted model, not a curated record. Lineage: Eukaryota; Metazoa; Arthropoda; Insecta; Hymenoptera; Formicidae. The coding region runs from base 94 to 1836 and encodes 580 amino acids. The transcript is spliced from 5 exons.